AUGACCCUGCGCCCCAAAUGCCUCCCACCCAGCCCCAACGGUGGAAGCCUGCAGAAGCCGGCGGCCCCCCUUCACGCCCGGCUGGGAGGCUACCAUGAGAUGCAGCCAAUACAACAGACGGAAGGAAACGCGACCAGGAUUGUGGAAACAACUCGGCGAAGAUAUACUCCGAACAAUAACCACGAUGGAUGGCACCGAGGCCAGGCUAUCCAAGGUCAUUUGACAUUCUGUGGCUGUAUCUAUCCUUAUACAGAGCUGGCGCCCCACCCUGCCCGAUCCCAGGCUUUGGCGAGGCGUCUCUGUGGCCGGGCCCGAGGGACCAGGCGCCCCGAUGGCGAGGAGGAGGAGAAGAAGCAAGGCCGAGAAUCGGUCCCCAAGGGUCGCCCAGAGGACCCUCUCUCCGCUCCCUUCCAUUACUUUGCAUCGCGCGCCAAGCCCUCCGGAUUCCCGAAAAGGCCUGGCCAGGCGACGCUGCCUCUCCCUGACGGGCUGUCACAUUCACCUCCAAGAAAGUGGGAAUCUCCGACGACGCGUGUGUCUGUGGAUUGCUCAGGCGCCCCCUGGAACGGGUGGGACCGGGAGCGCAACCGCAUUGAAGUAAAAACUGAGUUGUUUGUUUUUCCCCUUCUCCCGCGCUAUCUAGGCGAGGGAAGUCUUGGUGUCAGGGCUACGGGAACAUCCUGGUUUGAGGAAGGAAAAGCGCGACUGAUCUUUCACCGUGGAACCCCCUCUCCCCACAAAGCCAUACACAGUCCCGCACGUUUGGGUCCAGAAAUACUUCUCAUUUAUUGGCUGUUGUUUUGAGACGGGAUUACUGAGACAUCAUUUUACCCCUCUUUCCUCAAACCCCAUGUCACAUCCACAUGUAAAGAAGUCCUAUAACACUUUAAUUGUAGUUCUGUGAGAGCAACACUCUUAACAGGCUAUGGUCCUCAGGAUUCUUUGGGGGAAGCCAUCAUUGUUUAAAGUGGGGCAAACAUAUGAUGAGCGUGUGACUCCAGUCUGUUCCGUACAUUUCCCAUUCGGUAUGUCCUGCCCCCCCCCGUUGAUGUCAGGCAGCAUCUGUGGAACUCUCUGCCUCAUUGACAUCUGCUGCCCUACAAUCCUAACCCCUAUUUUGCCGUCUACUGAAGACCAGAGCUGAAACUGUAGAUUUCCUCCCACCCCGCCGCCCCCAGACUUUAUCUCUCAGAGCCCACAAGACAUGAAAAUGUUGACAUCUGUUUAUUCCCACCUUUUGGUAGGGGUGUACGAAGGGGGGGGGGCAGGGGGCAGUCCGCCCUGGGUGCCACCCUGAUGGGGGUGACAAGAUGGUAUUCUGCCUCACCCCAGCUGUAGAGCGGCCAAGAGCAUGCACACAGCGUGUGUAUGGGCUGCUGUGCAUCCACUGUCUGUACGGGCGCCGCACAUGUGCAUUCUGUACAGUCGCCACACAUGCGCAGUUUGAGACCGCACUGACCUAUCUAUUCUGAAUGUUCUUAUGUGAUGCCAAUAAAGGUGACUUGACUUAA
Podarcis muralis (Common wall lizard) is the source of this 1511-nucleotide messenger RNA. The record is from RefSeq and is a predicted model, not a curated record. Lineage: Eukaryota; Metazoa; Chordata; Lepidosauria; Squamata; Lacertidae.